Molecule: messenger RNA, 6754 nt
Organism: Physella acuta
Lineage: Eukaryota; Metazoa; Mollusca; Gastropoda; Physidae
Biological process (GO): signal transduction
Molecular function (GO): protein binding
Source: RefSeq, a predicted model, not a curated record
AUGAUUAAGGUUGUCCAACCAGGCCAUAUCACAUCCAAGUCAUUCAAGCUGCAGAAGUAUGUUGAGAUGCAGCUCAAGAACGAUGACCGCAUUGUCAGCAACACAAAAGGGUCGGUGUACUACUACAAGAAAGGUCACCGCAUGAACUUCCUGCCCCCAAUGACUCCAUUCUUCUGGGAUGAAGCACAGAUAACUAUAUCCAAGGGAGCGAAUUUCUUUUUAGUUAUGACAUUUGGUACCGGUGUUGUCCUGGAGUAUCGUGGGAUUGCAGGAGAGUUUGUCAACCAACAGGGGAAGAUGCAGCAGAAUGAAGUAUGGAAAAGCAGGGAUGCCAAUCUGAUUAAUGUUCGUCUAGAAUCUGUUGAGGUGGGUAAACGUGUGAGAGUGGUGAUUGCAAUAAAAGGUUUGGACGUUCUGACUGAAGAGGUUGAUGGCUGGCACAUGAGGCUGGAACUCCUCUCAAAGAAAGCUGGAUAUUAUACCAUACAUACACCUGGCAUUAAGAGGGAGUGGCAGUGGAAUGAAAAUUACUUUAGUGAAGGGUCUUGUCUAGAGGUGAUGGUGGAUGAAAACACAACACAUCCAGCAGUCAUCAAGGAGAAGUCAGCUGACGGAUACCUCACUCUAGAUGUAAAUGGGGAACAGAUGGAGCAUGUCUACACCAGCCCUAAGCUCAGACCUGCUGGAACUACCUCUGCUCUCUCAACCCUACUGGCAUCAACUUUAAAACCUGGUGAGACAGGUGUUGAAAGAAGUCCAGUGCCAGUAUGGUCAUUUCUAAAGCUCCAGGUACCCUGUGGCUUUAGAGCACUGCUUACACCUGCAGUCAACAGCCGACCAGGUCAAAGUUCAGAUCAAGAAAGGCCCCAAAAUUUGGUUACAGCCUGUACAGGGAUUAGCUUUCCUUCAGUUCUUUAUGCCAAGCAAGUUCAGCUGAGGGAUAGUGUAGAAAAGAUUAUGUUUACUGAUGGCAAAUGGAACUUUCCAAUGACUGCCCUAAUGCUGCUACCCAGCAGACUAUCUAAAGUGGACAUGACUGCAUGUUCUCAGCAAAGUUUAACAGGAAAGUUUAAAUUACAUCCCCUGUGCUGCUUCAGAGGGGAUGUAAACACAGUUCUGUCCUCUGGUCCGUGUGUGCCCCAGCUGAAAACUUUAGAAUGCUACCAUGUUGUCCACAUGCUGGACAAUACCGGGUUUGAGCUGGACAACAUCCGGCUAGAGGACUCUGGAGAGACACCUACAGCAGAGUUUGACUUUGAUCAAGUUUUAUCUGGCCAGUCACCAGAGCUGGGCCUGCUGUGGGCUUGGAUGAUUAUGGUGCUUAGACUUCAACAUGAUGAUUUAACAGAGAUAAAGAAAAUAACCAAAGACAUUCCAAAGAUAGAGAAUGUAUCAACACAUCAGGUCAAUUCUGGACUCCGACAAGUGCUGACUUUUCUAAGUCAGGCACUUUUUAUGAGUUUUGGCAAAGACUUCCAGUUCAAAGAAAUAAUUUCGGAAGCAACUAUUGAGCUUUGGAGUGCACUGAUGCUACAGUUUGGAGAAUCUCAGGGGCUUGUCCGAGUGUCCCAACUCUUCACUGCUGAGAGUAUUUUGGUGUGCGAAUCUCACAGUGCAGCCUGGCAAGUCAACAGGCAACUGGAGCACUUCUCAGAGUUGCCAGGACUUUACCCACAGUUUGUCUACUCUCUUAACCUCAGUGGGAACAAGAUUUCUGACCUGCCUCCACAGCUGUUCACUUCGAUGCCAAACCUGAAGGAUCUGUGUGUGAGCAACAACAGGAUCUCCUCCAUCCCAGUAGAGAUUGGCAACUGUAAACAGUUGUCCAACCUGGCAAUAGCAGAAAACAAUUUGAAGGACCUGCCCAGCACCCUGCACAGAUGCCAGGACAUUUUACGCUUAGACAUGGAGAAAAAUAAUUUUACAGAGCUCCCAUCAGUGGUUCUAAAACUGAAGAAUUUGAAGCGCCUGUAUGCCCAGCACCUCCAGCUGCUCUCACUGCCAGAAAACAUUGGUGACCUUGACAACCUGGAGACCCUGUCACUCAGCGGGAACUGCCUGACGUCCCUCCCUGACAGCAUGCGCAAGAUGCAAAAACUGACCACUCUGUCCAUGAAUGGGGUGGUCUGGCUGAAGAGUCGCAGCAACAGUUUGCUGUCCAGGGAGAACUUUGAGGAUUUUCUCAAGGUCAACAACCUGCACCAGUGGCUGGACAGGCGCAAUCAGGACAAGUCCUCCAUCUUCCAACUGUUUGAUGAGGACACCAAUGGUACUUUAGACUCCAGGGAGAUUGGGAAACUCAAUGCUACCAUGUUCCACAUCUUCCCCAGGUUUGGCUACAUGGGCAAACAGCAGCCAGAUGAUGAUACACCCAGUGGGUUCCCUGAAGUGCUGUUUGAGUUGAAGAACCUGCAGUACCUGUCCUUACAGUUUCUUGGCAUUGUCAGCGUCCCAGAGGACAUAAAAAAAUUAACAAAACUUUCCACACUCCAUCUUGGCAACAACCCUAAUUUGUUGACCAUUUCUGCACAUGUUGGAUCCUUACCUUUAAAACGUCUUGAACUGGAGGCGUGCCCUCGUCUGAAAACUCCUCCCAAAGAGAUCAGGGCUAAAGGUUUUGUAACCACAAUGGCAUACCUCAAACGUCUGGUCACGGGGUCAGUGACCUGUCACAGGACUAAACUGAUGCUGGUUGGGCUAGGGGGAGCAGGUAAAACCAGCCUUGUCAGAACUCUGCUAAGUGGGGGAAAGACAAAGCUAACUAUGGAAGAAGAGUUAACAGAUGGGAUUGACAUUUCCUCUUGGUCAGUGCCUACAGAGGAAGGGGAGUUAACCUUCAGUGUUUGGGACUUUGCUGGUCAAACUGUCUACUACAAUACCCAUCAGUUCUUCCUGUCAGACAGAGCGGUUUACCUUCUCUUGUGGAACAUCCGUCUGGGCCACGAACAUGCUGGUCUACAAUUUUGGCUGAGCUCUGUGUCCGUCCAUGCACCCAAAGCCCCCAUUUUUGUUGUUGGUACUCAUCUGGACAAGAUGUCAAAAGUGGAGUUGCCCAUCAUAGAGUUACAGAAGAAAUACCCACAAAUAAUUGGGUUCCAUUUUGUUUCUUCUCUCACUGGCCAGGGCAUAGAAGAGUUAAAGAAACAGCUGAUACAAGAAACAUUGAAACAACAAUAUAUUGGAGAAAAAAUACCAGGAGUCUGGCUCAGCUUUGAAGAAUCAAUUAAGAGUAUACAUGAUAGAAAUGUGAUUGAAUAUAAGGAGCUAGAGACCAAAGCGAACAGAUCUGGCAUAUUUGAUAGUACUGAGGUAGCCCAGGCAGUACAGUUUUUACAUGAACUUGGUUCUCUGCAACACUUCAGCAACGCCAAUCUCAAGUCACAUGUUGUCAUAAACCCACAGUGGAUAGUUGAUGUCAUGGCAUGUGUGGUGUCUGUCAAAGAUUCUCAUAUCAAGGAUGGCAGGCUACUGCACUCUGAACUGUCAAAAGUAUGGGAAAAGUAUGACCCAUCACUCUAUACGUGGCUGCUGAAACUGACAGAAGAGUUUGACUUAACUUUCCCAUUGAAGGAUGAACCUGUCAAUCUAGUGCCAUGCUUACUGCCAGAGGUUCAACCACAGUUUGAUUGGCCAGAACUGCAUAAAAAUAGCUUUGAGAAGGAGACAAAAAUAGUUUAUAAAUUUGAUUACCUCCCUGCUGGAUUGUUUAACAGAGGACAGGUGAGGCUGCACCAGUUUAGUGACAGCGCCCUGAUAUGGAAACGUGGCUCUUACUUGAAGAAAAAUGGCCACAUCUGUCUCAUACAGCAAACACAGGAGUGUGAACUGACUGUAAGGGCACAUGGGCCACACCCAGACAACGUGGUGCUGCUGGUCCAUGAAAUGUUUGAGAGUCUGAUCAUUGAAUCAUUUCAAGGGAUUAUGUACGACUUCUUCUUGCCUUGUCCUGACUGCAUGAGCGUGGCAGCAAAAGAUCCUCACAUGUUUCCUGCCUCCAUCAUCAGAAGAGCUACAGAACUUAAGUCACCAUUCUUACAGUGCUUAAAGUAUUUCCAUACUAUUUCAAUGACUGACUUGCAUGCCAUAAUGCCACCAGACAACAACCAAGAUUUCGACCUUCACCUUGUGCAGGCUGUGAGAGGAAUGAAAGAGCUGCAGAAAGAUUUAAUUGCUGAUAUUUUUGUGUGUUUCUGUGAAAAAGACAAUGUGGCCAGAGAUAAAGAGUCAGUCCUACCAAGCAGGGUUGUUGAAGAUGUGGAAAAAACUGGCUAUAAAUGCUGGAAACCCAAGGAAAGUGAAUCUAUUGAUGAGAUGGCAAAGGCGUUGGUUGACGUGAAGAUAUUUUUGGUGUUUAUGUCCAACAACUUUGUCCAGGACGAGCUGUGCUGUAAUUUAUUCAAGUAUGCCAGGUUGACUUUGAGAAAGCCAAUUAUACUUGUUGCCAUCGGGGAGAACACAGAAUGGACUAAAAGUAAUAUGGGAAUUCUUGUUGUUGAUGAGGUAUACGUCAAUAUGAUGAAGGCUAGCAGAUACAAUCACAAAAUGGAAGAACUGACAGCAAUGUUAAAAGAAAAACAUGCCAUCAAGAAGGAGAGAUCUAGGUCAAAACAUUACCCACCAUGCUUUAUUUCUUACUCCUGGCUCAAUUCUGCUCAAGCUGUUGCUAAAGGUUCAAGGAAAGAAGAGGGAGCCAUAGGUUAUGGAGACCCAAGGGAGAUCAAAAGCUUUCUUGAACAAAAUGGCAUCAAGUGUUGGAUUGAUGUAGAAAGAGUUGGAGCCCAUGGUUUGUUCGAGGACAUUGGUGAGGGCCUGAUCAACUGUCAGGUGGUCGUGGUCUGUAUAUCAGAUGAGUACACAGUGUCAGAGAACUGUGAAAGAGAGUUCCGCUAUGCUGCCAACACACUGAAGCUGCCCAUUGUCCUGGCUAUUGUUGGGACUGGAAACAAAUGGAGGGCAAAAGAGCUGGGAAUCUUGUCUCUGACAUACCCACUGGUCAGUUUCCAAGAAAAAAGUGAGACAGCCAUGGGGAAACUUCUGGAACUUGUCCGCUCCAACAUCCCUAACGAUGAGCAGGCUCGGAGAGAGAGGAAGAGUGAGAGAAAGAAGAGGAAAAAAGAUGAUGAAAAUAAACAAAUUCAAGAACAAAAAAGGCUAUCCUUUCAGGAGCUCUGUGAACUGGCCCAGCGCAAGUUUUUACGCCAAGUUAGCCAGUAUGCUGACAGGAUAGACAUAAUCCCCUACCCUAAUUUAAUGAUGGUCGAUCUUUGUCCUGAAGAGAAAGGGCAGGAAGAGAACCCGGAGAAACAUGAAACGGAAACCAAUGAAACAAAGCGUCCUCAAAUUGAAAGAAAAUUUUCAAAAUUGUCAGCCGCUUCAGAAAUAUAUGAUCAGAAAUUCUGUGUUUAUCUCUUGUGUGAACAUGAGGAGGGGUGGCAUACCAGUGGAAACCCUAUCUUGUUGGAUUCAAAAUUUGGUCACAAUUUUGACAAAUACCUGCCUUAUGUAGCCAGAAUAACUGCCAUUGCCAAAUUCAGCAAGAAAAUUGUGCUUAACUCCCUUACUUCAGAAAUCGGGCAAAAAUAUCUCAAACUGCUUGAGGAGAGUCCCACUGUGGCAUUGACAGCAGAUCUGCAGGAAAGUUAUGGAGAGCUCAGGCAGAUGGUUCUAGAGGUUGAUGCUGCUCAUGUCAAGGGAAAGUUAGAAAGGUGUCUACUGCCAAGUGGCAAACAUAUCUGGCUGUGCGAGGCUCAUCGUAAGAACGCCAGGGUGACAGUCAUGUCGAGGGAGUCUGUUGUGAACACACUUCAGCACCAGAGUGAAACCUUGGGGGUGGACCACAUGCUACAGGCUCUACAGGAACUAGACCCACUUGCCCUACCCCAGAAGCUGCGGCUUUCUUUAGCAGGCAGUGAGGGGAAUUUGCAAGUCAAAGCUCCUCUAAAAUCAAGCCCAGCUAAAAGUUCCAUCAAAAAUAAAACAGAGUUAUCUCAGCCUGUCAGCUUGCAGACUGGAGUGUCUGAUGACAACAAACAAGAGAAGAGGGGAGAACACUCUACACACAAACCACAAGAAGAAAACAGGCCCAAUACAGCAACUAGCAGGGCUUGUAUAGUUAUGUAACUUUUAGAAAUAAAUUUUAGCUACUUUAAUAUUCAUUCACUAAUGAAAUUUAGUACAAGUUUUUAUUUGGUAAUUUUUUGUAAACAUCCUGGCCUGUAUUCCCAUCUUAUUUCUUAUUGUCCAUAUUAAACUUAACUAAACACAGAAUGCACAUUUUAACGGUUUAGCAGUUUAUUUAAAGUAAACAAAUAUUAUAUCACAAGCAUAGUCUAAUUAACUCUUUUACAAGUACUCUGACACUAAGCUUUCUGUUUUCUUUCCAGGAUUUUUUUUUUAAAUUUACAAAAUAUAAUUUUAAUGUACAUUGUAUCCUACUUUUAACUUGUGUUUUUCCUAGUAAUUGUUUCUAAAAAAACAAUUUUUUAUUCUGGCACAUUUCAUGUUUUGUCUAGAUUUUUAUUUAGACAAAAACUAAAUUUACACACUGUAAAAUUUUUUAUUGUUAUUUAACUUUAGAUACAACUAUUUUUACAAAACUUUUGUGGUUUGCUAAUACUUCAUAACUAAAAGUGACACUUAGAUUGCAUGAGAGUGUUAUAGAUAGAGGUUGCUGUUUUUAGCCUUUAUAAUCAGCCUACAAGACAUUUGCUCAACUUUUAGUAGACCUACUGUCUGCUAGUGUUAAGAUUUUAAA